This is a messenger RNA of Epinephelus fuscoguttatus (brown-marbled grouper), 1839 nucleotides long. Its product is annotated as twinfilin-2. NCBI's taxonomy places the organism in Eukaryota, Metazoa, Chordata, Actinopteri, Perciformes, Serranidae. The transcript has 9 exons. Gene Ontology annotation, cellular component: actin filament; myofibril; cytoplasm. The coding region runs from base 253 to 1311 and encodes 352 amino acids. Gene Ontology annotation, molecular function: actin monomer binding; actin filament binding. Gene Ontology annotation, biological process: actin filament depolymerization; barbed-end actin filament capping; positive regulation of neuron projection development. The record is from RefSeq and is a predicted model, not a curated record.
CACACACUCUGAACGAGUCCAGACACACUCAGCGAUCCUCUCCUUCAGCAGUCAGGACUGUACUUAGAAGAGGUAGAACAACGUUAAGGACAUAUUUUUAAACAGGCUCCUCUGGUUGGACUUAGUGUCUCUUGACUGGACUGAAUAUUUGGGCCUGGUGCUGCGGCGCUCCAGUCCUGCCUGUAGCUUCUUGUCUGUCUCUCGACACCCCUGCUACAGUGCUUGGCGGGAGGAAGAGACUGCUGACCCGCCAUGUUUCUCGCACUAGUGGUGACGCCAGAGCUGAGGGAGUUCCUGGCCAGGGCAAGAGGUGGAGCAGUGCGCCUCAUCAAGGUGCGCAUCCAAGACGAGCAGCUGGUGCUGGGGGCCUACAGAGAGCCGGAGAAGAGCUGGGACCAGGAUUAUGAUCGCUUCCUGCUUCCUCUCCUGGACGACCAGGAACCCUGUUACAUCCUGUACCGCCUCGACUCCCAGAAUGCACAGGGCUACGAGUGGAUCUUCGUAUCGUGGUCUCCUGAUCAGUCUCCAGUGAAACAAAAGAUGCUGUACGCUGCCACCCGCGCCACAGUGAAGAAAGAGUUUGGCGGUGGCCAUGUGAAGUAUGAGAUGUUCGGCACAGCUGAGGAGGACAUCUGUUUGCUGGGCUACCAGCGCCAUGUGUCAUCCUGCUCAGCUCCUGCCCCGCUCACAUUAGCCGAGCAGGAGCUGCAGAGGAUCAAAAUCACAGAGGGCCGGGUUAAACAGGUGAAGACAGAGAUCAGCGUGGAGAGUAAGCACCAGACACUUCAGGGCCUCGCUUUCCCACUGCAGGAGACGGCCAAACGAGCCCUGCAGCAACUCGCCCAAAAACGCAUCAACUACAUACAGCUGAGGUUGGAUGUAGAGAAGGAGACGAUCGAGCUGGUCCACGCCAACCCCACAGAAACUCGUGAUUUGCCCCGCAGGGUUCCAAAAGACACUCCCAGAUAUCACUUCUUCCUCUACAAACACUCCCACGAAGGAGACUACCUGGAAUCUGUCGUGUUCAUCUACUCCAUGCCAGGAUACAGCUGUAGCAUUAAGGAGCGGAUGCUGUACUCCAGCUGCAAGAGUCGACUACUGGAGGGAGUGGAGAAAGAUUACCAUUUGGAAAUUGCUAAAAAGUUGGAGAUUGAUAACGGAGAUGAACUGACAGAGGACUUUCUGUACGACGAGGUCCAUCCCAAGCAGCACGCUCACAAACAGGCCUUCGCUAAGCCCCGCGGCCCAGCAGGAAAAAGGGGGCACAAGCGCCUCAUUAAGGGGACAGGAGGGACCAUACAGGACAGCUAGGACGCGGACACAUGUCUCCCAUAGUUGAGUCUGCAGUUCCAGCCCUCUCCCCAUUUGCCCCCAGACCCACUAACACCUCGUCAGGCCCGGAGGAACGAGCUCAGUGAUGGAUUUCCUCUGCUGUUUGUGUACUGAAACACCUGUGCUGUAGAACUAAUGUUUUUGAUGGGAAUAUGCUGAUAAAUUAUCUGACUCCUACAGGCAAAUAAAUAUAAAGACAUAUAUCAUUAAUCAAUAAACAGAACGGUUUAUUGAUGAGCCUCCUUUUAAAGAGUCAGGCUGAGACCCAGACAGAUGGCUUUGUUAUUGUGAAGCUAAUCUGUCUGGGUCUACCACACAUAGAUCUGCAGUUUACACUGUAAUAAUAAUAAUAAUAAUAAUAAUAAUAGACUUGUAAUGACUUGUAAAUGCGUAGUGAGAUGUUUCAGUCCUCAUGUCCGGCCUUCAGUACAAGUUUUGUAUCAACAAUGUUUGUAAGACAAUAAGAAAGGAAAUUCCAAUAAAUUUUGUUUAUACUGUGGUAUUAGA